AUGAUUGGGGCCCAUUGCCUCGUCGAACCGAACCCAGGAAGAGAUCUCGAGAGACGGUUACUCUAUUUUUCGAGCCGAAUCAAAACGAGGGCGGACAGACGGGGUUGCCCUGUACCAAUCCCGAUUGUCCUCUCUGACACAACCCCCGCGGCCUUUUGCGAUGUACUGUGGGUCCAAAUCCCGCUGCGCGGGUCCGAUUCUCUCCUUCUCGGUGUGGUCUACCGUAGCCCUUCGAGUCCCCCUGAGGAUGACCAAUUCCUCACACAAACCCUUGGGCAACUCUCCUCCAACUACCAUUUCACUCAUCUCCUGCUGGUAGGUGACUUCAACGCCCCAAAGGCCUCCUGGAUUGCACUCCAGCGCGUCGAAUCAGGCGGACCUUUUGCAGCGGCGCUGUUAGAAGUCGUUCAACAGAGCGCUUGGACCCAACAUGUCGCUGCACCCACCAGAUACCGCGCAGGCCAACAACCAUCCCUCUUGGAUUUGGUCAUCACCAACGAAAGACACUUCGUUGAUCAGGUAACAAUUAACGCUCCACUGGGACAUAGCGACCACUGUGUGCUGACCUUUGAUUUCAUCUGCUAUUGGGCCAGAAAUCCCAAACCUCAAACGCGGUUUCGAGACUUCUGCCGUGCAGACUUCUCAGGAAUGCGCAUCUUCCUUGAACAAGUCACACUGGGACCAGCUCCGGUGGAGGAACCAUAUGGGACCAUUGUCCAAAAAGUUCACGAGGCUGACGCGACGGAAAAUCCUUCGCUGGAUCAAGGCGUUCCUAUCAGACAGAUCAUUCCGAGUGAGAAUAGGGUCGACCUACUCCUCUCCAGCGCCGGUCUCCAUUGGAGUUCCUCAAGGCUCCGUCUGGAGACCACUCCUGUUUCUGAUCUACGUCAACGACCUCCAGACAUUCUUGCGAGUCCAUAUUUACUUUUUGCGUGUGACUUGAAAUCCUGGAGUUCCAAUGCCAGUGCUCUCCAAAUGGAUGUAGACGCUGCCAAGCAGUGGUCGUCGGACUGGCACCUUCCUCUGAAUGAUGAAAUUCCAAUGUACAUCAAGAAGGUUAUAAUCCAGGGGUUCCGCAGUUACCGUGACCAGACCUGUCCCGAAGAAUUCAGUUCGCACCAUAAUAUUAUCGUGGGCCGCAAUGGUUCAGGAAAAUCGAAUUUUUUUCAGGCAAUUCAAUUUGUGCUCUCCGAUGAGUACAGCCACCUUGGUAAUCAAGAGCGCCAAAAUCUUCUACAUGAGGGCACUGGACCAAGGGUUAUCUCCGCCUACGUAGAGAUCAUCUUUGAUAAUUCUGACAUGCGUAUUCCGAUCGAUAAGAAUGAAGUUUCUCUUCGACGAAUUAUUGGGAGUAAAAAAGAUCAGUACUUUUUGGAUAAGAAGAUGGUCACAAAGGCGGACGUGAUGAACAUGCUUGAAAGUGCUGGGUUUUCCAGAAGUAACCCAUAUUACAUAGUGAAACAAGGAAAGAUCACACAGUUAGCUACCGCACCAGAUAACCAACGACUGAAGCUUCUGCGAGAGGUGGCUGGUACCAGAGUUUACGACGAACGUAAGGAAGAAAGCAAACAGAUCUUCAAAGAAUCCGAAGCCAAGCGUGAACAGAUUUCGGAACUGCUGAACAGCAUAGAAGAUCGACUGCGUACUUUGGAGAAUGAAACAAAAGAAUUGAAAGAGUAUCAGCAUUGGGACCGCGAACGCCGAGCUCUGGAGUACACCAUAUACGAUCGUGAGCUGAAGGAAACCAAGAAAAAACUGGAAGAUAUCCAGUCCAAAAGAGAGCAAAGCAGUGAAAGUACCGCUGAGAUUCGCCGUGCGGCCAAAGAAUGUGCUGAUCAGAUUGAGGCAUGUUUCUUUUUUUCCCUUAGCUUUACAACAGUUUCUCGUAUCACUUCACAGCGUCUGGAACGCGAAUUACGCGAUAACCGUUUGAAAGAAGCUCAGAUGCAAGAUGAAGUUGAGCAGGUUCAGGCAUCUGUGAGUGAUGUGCUGCAACGUCGAGAGCAACUUCAGCUCACCAUAGCAGACUAUUCUGCCACACUACGUGGUGGCAAGUCAGCCCGCGAGCGAGCUGCAGAAGAGUUAGCUCGCGUCCGAGAACAGAUUCAACAAGUGGAACGCCGCCUGGCGGAGUUACGACCUCAAUACAAGAAGGCAAAACAGCACGAGGACGAGCUCGCCAACACGCUGAGUGAUGCGGAACAUCGCAGGAAGGAACUGUUUGCUAAACAGGGCCGUGUCAACCAAUUCCAGUCUCGAAGCCAGCGUGACGACUGGAUUAAAGAUCAGAUGAAAAGUCUGGCCAAGGCGAUCAAAGACAAGGAAAAUACCAUCAGCAAGCUGACUGACGAAAUAAAAAAGGAUGACGACCGGAGAGAAAAGCUUCAAAAGGAUUUGGAGGUUGCUGAAGAAAAUAUGGCAUGCGUCCGAAAGGAACUGGAGACGGUUUCUGAGGAACAACGCCGUCUUCGAAGGGAGAAAGAUGAAAUACAGACAGAUAGGCAAACAGUCUAUCGAGAAGAGACACGUAUAGCACAUGAACUGAACAACGCAAGGGAUGAGCUAGCAAGAACGGAGCAUAACCUUCGUUCAAUCACUGGAAAAGCUAUCCUGAACGGGCUUGACUCUGUCCGUAAAGUGAUCGAAAUAUUCCGUGAUCGCUUUGGACCGGAGUGUGACAUUGUUCAAGGAUAUCACGGCACGCUUAUUGAGCUCAUUGACUGUCCGGAGACGUUUUACACCAGUGUCGAAGUUACGGCUGGUUCACGUCUCUUCUAUCACGUGGUAGACAAUGACAAACAGGUUAUUCGCAUGAUCGCUGAAAUCAACAAACACAAUUUGCCGGGUGAGGUGCAUUUUUUACCGAUCAAUCGACUGUGCGUGCAAGAAGUGAAGUAUCCUGAAACGACGGAUGCAAUUCCCAUGAUAUCCCGGCUCAACUUCGAUGACAAGUUUCGAUCUGUUAUGUUGCACAUUUUUGGGAAGACGCUCAUUUGUCGAAGCAUUGAAAUCGGUACACAGAUGGCUCGCACGAAGAAUUUCGACUGCGUUACUCUUGAUGGCAAUUGCGGGUUCAUUCUGAACCAUUCGGAACAUACUCACACCAAGAUUCGGUUUGUUUUUCUUACGUUAACAGGCGACCAAGUCUCCCGUAAGGGUACGCUCACCGGUGGCUACUAUGAUAAUCGAUUGUCCCGCUUGGAGCUGCAGAAGCGCAAACAAAAGACAGAAAUGGAAAUACAAGAAACGGAAAAUGUUCGUGAGAACAAUGCAAAACGGAAGGAGCAGGUCGAUGCACAGAUCAAUCGAAUCAUUGAUGAUAUUCAAAGGAAAGACACUGUCAGAUCUAAACACGAGAUGACCUUCGAUAAACUGAAGAAGGACAUUCACAUGUGGAAGGAGGAGUUGCGGGCAAAAAAUGAAGCGAAGCCCCAAAAGGAAGGAAAAUUAUCCUCUCUUCGACAUGACUUGGACCAAAUGAAGUACACAAUGGAGUCUUACAAGGUCGAAUUGGGCACUGACCUUUUGAGUCAGCUGUCUGUACAGGAGCAACGUGAAGUCGAUCGGUUGAAUGACAAAAUACAAGAAUUAACGCGACAGGCAAAGGAGGCUUACAAAAAGCGCAUCACUUUGGAGACAGAGAAAAAUGAAAAGGAGACUCAGCUGGAGCACAAUCUAUUAAGAAAACAGGAGCAGCUGGAAGCCGAAGUUGCUGAAGCGUCUGAACAAGAUCUACAAGAGCGUUUGGCUGAGGCCGAAGAAGAACUCCGAGGAGUCGAACGUCGUAUUGAAGCUGCCCAGCGCACAGUAGAUGAGGUUGAGGCACGUUUGACGGCACUGUUGAAUGAGCAACAACAACUGGAAACGGAACGCGAGCGAAAGAAGCAGGAGGAAAAGGAGUACGCCGAACGUAUUCAAGAUGAUCAGCAGACGCUGGAAAAGAUGCAGUCAAAACAGAGCCAACUUUUAAAGAAAAAAGAAGAGAAUAUGAAGAAUAUUCGGGACCUUGGCUCACUCCCAGCGAAUGCUUUCGACAAAUUCCAGGACAAAAAUAUGAAACAGCUAUUCAAAUUGCUUGAAAAGGCGAAUCGUGAACUCAAGCAGUAUAGUCACGUGAACAAAAAGGCACUAGAUCAAUUUGUUUCACACUCCGAGGAGAAGGAAAAGCUGUUGAAGCGUAAGGAGGAAUUGGACAAGGGCUGCCAGGCUAUCAAGGACCUAAUGAAUGCACUGGAUCACCAGAAAUGUGAAGCAAUUCAGCUGUCGUUCAAGCAGGUAUCGAAAAAUUUCCAAGAUAUUUUCAAGCGUUUGGUGCCCGAAGGUCGUGCCGAACUUGUGAUGAAGAUGGGUGUUCGUGAAGGCGAGGGCAGUGACGAGGAAGAUGAUAAAAACGACACGGUCCUUCCGGAUGUGGAACGUUUCACCGGCGUAGGCAUUCGCGUCAGUUUCACCGGAGACUCAGCUGAUAUGCGGGAUAUGAAUCAGUUAUCAGGCGGUCAGAAAUCUCUGGUGGCUCUCACUCUCAUCUUCGCGAUUCAAAAGUGUGACCCAGCCCCGUUCUAUUUGUUUGAUGAGAUUGACGCAGCCCUGGACGCCCAGUACCGAAAAGCGGUCGCAGAUAUGAUUCGGGAUUUAAAAUCAGAGGCACAGUUCAUCACCACCACAUUCAGACCUGAGUUACUGGAAUCCGCGGAGAAAUUCUAUGGUGUGAAGUUUCGUAAUAAGGUCAGUCAUAUAGAAUGCGUGACUAAAGAGGAAGCCCUAGAUUUCGUGGAAGACGAUCAAACACAUGGAUGAGGAUGCUUGUCACAUUACCGUAUAUCCCGCAUUUGUUACUUUUUAUCAUUCCUAGAUAACUUGAUUCCUCUGUUUGUACAUCCCCAUGGUUUUUGACUCACAUGUUUACCUUGUUGUCUUUGUUUCACUUUUUGCGCUGUUAUGCCUGCAGGCAUUUUCUGUAUACACACUGAGGAUUUGCUGUGUAUAAAUUUUCUAUCGCCAGUGAUACUGUACGGAUGAUGAGUGGCCACGUGAGUCCCACAUUGGUAUGAAGCCGGGUCUGUUUUCCUGAAAAUUUAGCUCUAUCAUUGAUAG
Messenger RNA from Opisthorchis viverrini, 5094 nucleotides. RefSeq lists its product as hypothetical. Gene Ontology annotation, molecular function: ATP hydrolysis activity; ATP binding; cohesin loader activity. The record is from RefSeq and is a predicted model, not a curated record. Bases 1 to 4797 code for a protein of 1598 amino acids. Gene Ontology annotation, cellular component: chromosome. Lineage: Eukaryota; Metazoa; Platyhelminthes; Trematoda; Opisthorchiida; Opisthorchiidae. Gene Ontology annotation, biological process: mitotic sister chromatid cohesion. The transcript has 24 exons.